This is a messenger RNA of Paramisgurnus dabryanus, 1612 nucleotides long. RefSeq names its product WD repeat and SOCS box containing 2 (gene wsb2). NCBI's taxonomy places the organism in Eukaryota, Metazoa, Chordata, Actinopteri, Cypriniformes, Cobitidae. Gene Ontology annotation, biological process: protein polyubiquitination; intracellular signal transduction. The record is from RefSeq and is a predicted model, not a curated record. Gene Ontology annotation, molecular function: protein binding.
CACGCCCCCAGUCAAACGACAGCGGUGUGUAGGUGAUAAGACAUUUCAUCUAUUUAUGACUCGACAGGUAAAAUGUGCACCGCGUUUCGAUGUCCAGCUGCUGUUAAAGUAGAUAGGACUUCUUGUAUGACUGAAAUGCUGCCCGGAGGCGGCGUUGCAAUCAUGACCGCCGCGUGACGCGGAUUUCCUUUGGGACUUUGAUGUGAGUGACAGGUGUGUGGCUUUAAUGCAAACAGAACCGGAUGAUUUGGUUAUGGAGCUGAAACCCUCUGUACAUCAUGACCCGAACCGGACCGGGAGGCACUGCGAGACCUGGAGCGUCCGCUUCUCACCCGGAGGAUCUUAUUUCGCCUGGUCAAUGGGCUUCGGCAUGGUCAAGAUUCUCUCCUGGCCGCAAGAUGUUGAAGAUGCAAACAGUAAGAGCAGGAUACUGAACUGUAAGCAGGCUGUUUGGGCUCUGGCGUUUGGACCCUGCACGUCCACCACAGCGGAUCAGAACAGACAUGAACGUGACCUCCUCCUGGCCACCGGUUUGAACAACGGUCAGAUCCAAGUCUGGGUCGUCUCAUCUGGAAGCCUGCUGUAUACUCUAACUGGACAUCAGGCUCUUGUCAGAGAUUUGGUCUUCGCUCCAAAUGGAAGUCUCACUCUCGUGUCGGCCUCUCGAGACAAAACUUUAAGGAUUUGGGACUUGGCAAAGAAAGGUGGUAAUCCGCAUGUACUGAAGGGUCCAAACCACUGGGUGUUCAGAUGUUCAAUAUCACCUGACAGCAGUAUGAUCGCUUCACUGUGCAACUUCGACUCGAAGCUGUAUUUGUGGAGUAUGCGCUCCUACACCUUUAUGAGACACCUGACCUAUGACCAUGAGCGCACCAUGGUGUCAUGUGACUUUUCUCCAGAUGGAGCAUUGCUUGCUGUUGCUUCGUAUAAUUCAUCUACAGGCUGGUGGUUGGACCUGUGGGAUCCUUACACAGCAGAUCUUCUGACUAGAGUCGAAAACUGUGAGUUGUGCGGAGACCGAAGCGAAUCUCUACCGACCAAUCUAAGUUUCUCGCCUGUCGGCCUGCUCCUGGCUUUCAAAGACUACAGGGCAUUACAAAUCUGGGAUGUGGAACGAGAUGAGUUAGUCACAGAUACAGAUCACAACCGUGCCGGUGGGCUGUGCUGCGCUUUCCAUCCACACGGGAGCAUCAUUGCUACAGGGUGCAGAAACGGACAGGUGAAAUUCUGGAGAGUACCACGCCGUGUGCCGAGUCUCAAGCAUCUGUGCCGGUCUGCCCUGAGGUUCUCUGUUUCAACCUAUCAGGUGGAAGCGCUUCCUCUACCGAAGAAAAUUCUGGAAUUUCUCACUUACAGGGACGUUCAGAAGCAAAAGAUCUUAUGUUGUAACAAGCAUUGGAGCUGAGAAAUAUGGCUAAAUAUGCACCAGAUUUUACACUUUAAAAACUGUAAUGUACUUUUGUCAGGAUGCCUAACUUUUCUAGAUUUUAAAUUAUGUAAUUUAAUUUUACCAGGAUGCCUUACUUCUCCAGAUCUUAAAUUAUACAUUCGAAAAGAGACUUUAAAUAAUUAAGUUACACUUAAACUAUUUAUUAAAAUACUUUAUUUUUUA